CCAAGACCUCCACCGAGUAUCCUGGGUCUAUUCCAUCGCAGUGGGUUAAGCACGAUAUUGACUAUUGACAAGAUCGCCGAUCUAUUCCAUUAUAGGUAAAGAUCCGGCAAAAGCAACCUCGGCUGAAUCCUUCCUCGGAAAUAACAUUUAAUAUGGACAUCUCCAUCUGAAUCCGAUAAGAAUAUAUUCCGAGGCCAACAAGCAUAUCAAUAUCCCAGUCCGAUAAUCUUCACCCUCAACCUCCAUACUGUAUUCCUCCAUUAGCAGACCAGCACAAGGUACCGAAAAGAAAAAUGGCCCCGAAAGAAAUCGAAGCCAAGAAACGCCGGACCCGAAGCGACUACGUCUUCCACCAAGUAUACCGAACAAGAUGGUUUGAUAACGAUAUGUACGCGCACCUCAACAACACCGUCUACGCAAUGCUCUUCGACUCCAUCGUCAACAGCUGGCUAAUCGCCGAAUGUGGCAUGGACCCCUUCUCCAUCAACAAUAAGGGCUCGGAUUCGUCAGCAAAGACCAACUCAGCGUCUCAGGUGGGUAUCAUGGUCAACUCGUACUGCGAUUACUUUGCCUCGGUUGCUUUCCCCGAUGUGCUGGACCUCGGACUUCGGGUUGCGAAGCUCGGUACGUCGAGUGUUGUCUAUGAAGUUGGGGUGUUUAAGCAGGGGGAGGAGGAGGUGAAGGUUGUUGGGGGGUAUAUGCAUGUUUUUGUGGCGAGGGAGACGAUGAGGCCGACUAAGGCGGGGAUGGAGGAGAGGGUGAGGAAGGGACUGGAGAAGUUGGUUAAGGGGGAUGGGAAGGAAGGGGCAAAAUUGUAG
Messenger RNA from Aspergillus pseudotamarii, 818 nucleotides. RefSeq names its product acyl-CoA thioesterase. Bases 294 to 818 code for a protein of 174 amino acids. The record is from RefSeq and is a predicted model, not a curated record. Gene Ontology annotation, molecular function: fatty acyl-CoA hydrolase activity. The transcript has 2 exons. Gene Ontology annotation, cellular component: mitochondrion. NCBI's taxonomy places the organism in Eukaryota, Fungi, Ascomycota, Eurotiomycetes, Eurotiales, Aspergillaceae.